AUGGUGAAGUUAACGACAGAUCUUGUUGAGGGUGCUAUGCAGCACACAAAUCCUUUAAAGGAUCGUGAAUUAGAUUUGCGGGGUUAUAAAGUUCCGGCAAUUGAGAAUCUGGGUAGCACUCUCGACCAGUUUGACACUUUGGACUUUACUGACAAUGAAAUACGCAAGUUGGAUGGUUUUCCACUGCUUUUGAGGUUAAAGGCCCUUAUCCUAACGGAGAACAAGGUAACCACUUUUAUAAAAUGGUUUGCUUUCUUUUUGUGUUGUGGUUUUCCGUUUGGUACCUGUUAUCAUUUGCCGCCAAAUUUCAACCGCCUUAUUCUGUCUCCUUUUGGAUUUGAAAACUUCUAUCUCUCCUUCUAA
This is a messenger RNA of Dibothriocephalus latus, 363 nucleotides long. The record is from the annotation of a GenBank genome assembly. Lineage: Eukaryota; Metazoa; Platyhelminthes; Cestoda; Diphyllobothriidea; Diphyllobothriidae.